Oncorhynchus masou masou (cherry salmon) is the source of this 486-nucleotide messenger RNA. RefSeq names its product minor curlin subunit-like. Lineage: Eukaryota; Metazoa; Chordata; Actinopteri; Salmoniformes; Salmonidae. The transcript has 2 exons. Bases 1 to 486 code for a protein of 161 amino acids. The record is from RefSeq and is a predicted model, not a curated record.
AUGGUGGAUGAGUCUGGAUCCUUCUCUUCUGUCAAGGUGGAUGAGUCUGGAUCCUUCUCUUCUGUCAAGGUGGAUGAGUCUGGAUCCUCUUCUUCUGUCAAGGUGGAUGAGUCUGGAUCCUUCUCUUCUGUCAAGGUGGAUGAGUCUGGAUCCUCCUCUGUCAUGGUGGAUGAGUCUGGGUCCUCCUCCUCUCUCAUGCUGGAUAAGUCUGGAUCCUCCUCUUCUGUCAAGGUGGAUGAGUCUGGAUUCCCCUCUUCUGUCAAGGUGGAUGAGUCUGGAUCCUCCUCUUCUGUCAUGCUGGAUGAGUCUGGAUCCUCCUCUUCUGUCAAGGUGGAUGAGUCUGGAUCCUCCUCUUCUGUCAAGGUGGAUGAGUCUGGAUCCUCCUCUUCUGUCAAGGUGGAUGAGUCUCAAUCCUCCUCUUCUGUCAUGGUAGAUGAGUCUGGAUCGUCCUCAGUCUGGAUCUUCCUCUUCUGUCACGGUGGAUGA